Messenger RNA from Sphenostylis stenocarpa, 162 nucleotides. The record is from the annotation of a GenBank genome assembly. Lineage: Eukaryota; Viridiplantae; Streptophyta; Magnoliopsida; Fabales; Fabaceae.
AUGAACCUUGUGAAUGAGAGAUUGAGGCAUUCAAUAGCUUUGCUUCGAAAUACACAGCUGGCUACUGGUUUUGGUUUUGGUGCAUAUUGUGCGGAAUCUGCGUACCCUUUGGCUUUAUUAACCCCAAACAUUGAAAUGGUUACUUGUCCCUUGUAUGUGUGA